Messenger RNA from Cylindrotheca closterium, 2586 nucleotides. The record is from the annotation of a GenBank genome assembly. Lineage: Eukaryota; Bacillariophyta; Bacillariophyceae; Bacillariales; Bacillariaceae.
AUGGCAACUCUUAUGCCUUCAUUGUCUUCGGACGAAGAGAAGGAUCCACAUGAGGAAGAAAGCAGUGAUGAGGAGGAUAAUGACGAAAUCAACAACGAUUUUGAGUUUGGAGGAGUACUGGGCGAAGAUGGCGGAAUCCCUUCUAGCCAUGUGGAAGCCCAACAAGGAUGGUCGUACCAGACAGCUUUGGACAAUCUCAACAAGGAUAGGAAGGGAUCCACUUCCCUACCUCGAAUGGAUGUUGCCUCAUUGAUUGCAGCCAAGCGAAAAAGCCUAAAGCAACCCGAGAUCAAGAAGAACAACAACAGAGUUUCAGAAUCUUCUAGCGACGAGGGAAAUGAUAGUGACUCGUCAGAUGAAAAGGAAUCCAACAAAAAGAUCGAGGAUGAGAAUGAUGAGGAUGAUUCAAAGUCGAAAAGUGGCGAUGAAAGUGGAUCAGACGACGACGAGAGUGACUCGGAUGAUGAGGAUGACGAAGUAGAUGAUGCCGACAAGGAAAUGGAGGAGGAUAUUUUAAAGACGCGAAUGGGCGAAGAGAAACCUGUCAAAAAGGAAUCCGAGGAAGAGGAAGAAGAAGAGGACAGUGAUGCAAGUGAGGACGAGAGCUCGGAGGAGGACGAGGAUGCCGUAGAAGCUGAAAAGGCUGCCAAAUUUUUCGAGACACAGUCACCAUCAACUUCCGAGGAAGCAGAAGUCUUUGCCCAACUCACACUUUCGAGACCCUUGCUUCGUGGUAUUGCGUCUAUGGGAUAUGUCACUCCAACCAAGAUUCAAUCAUCUGUCAUUCCAGUGGCUCUGGCGGGUCGGGAUAUUUGUGCUAGUGCAGUGACGGGGUCAGGAAAAACUGCUGCCUUUUUGCUGCCCAUUCUAGAAAAGCUACUGUAUCGAUCGCCUGGACGAAUCCAGGCUUUGGUGCUCGCGCCCACUCGUGAAUUGGCCGCCCAGUGCAUUGGUAUGAUGUCGACUCUGUCGCAGUUUACAAAGAUUCAAGCCGCGUUAGUCGUCGGUGGUGCCAAGAAUGUCGCCUCACAAACGGCAGAACUUAGAGCAAGACCGCAAUUGGUGGUUGCCACACCUGGUCGUUUGUUGGAUCACAUUACCAACUCGGCGGGAGUUUCCUUGGAGGAUGUCGAAUUCUUGGUGCUGGAUGAGGCUGAUCGCCUUUUGGAUCUGGGUUUCCAUGAUGAGGUAACAGAAAUUAUCAAAGCAUGUCCAGGGGAACGACAGACCAUGCUUUUUAGUGCCACACUCAACACCAAGGUGGACGACUUGAUCAAACUCAGUCUCAAACGACCCGUUCGAGUGAAAAUCAGCAACAAGGAUGCCAAAAACAAUAAGGAUUUGGAAGUAGCACCCCGCCUGGAACAGGAAUUUGUUCGUGUUCGAUCAGGAAAUGAGGGUCUGAAUCGAGAAGCCAUGCUAUUGGCGCUCUUGACCCGAACGUUCUCUUCCCAAACCAUUGUCUUUUUUGACACCAAAGCCAAGGCACACCGCAUGAUGAUCUUAUGCGGUCUCUGUGGUAUCAAGUGUGCCGAAUUACAUGGUAACUUGAGUCAAACGCAACGAUUGGAGGCCCUUGAACAGUUCCGCAAAGGCGAGGCGGAGGUCCUGUUAGCAACCGAUCUGGCAGCUCGUGGUUUGGAUAUCAACCGCGUCAAGAGCGUGGUCAACUUUGAAAUGCCCAAUCAAGUGGAAACUUACAUUCAUCGCAUUGGUAGAACCGCUCGUGCUGGAAGAGGUGGAAAGGCGUGUACCCUAAUUGGGGAAGGUAGACGCCAUCUGAUGAAAGAAAUCAUGAAGGAUGCUUCUGACAAGAAGAAGAAGGAUGAUUCGGAAAAGAACCAGGAUCCAAGUCAAAAAAGAAGUGCUACGAUUCGGUCACGAUCCAUCCCCGCGGCAGUGAUUGCUCACUUUGCAGCAAAGAUCGCCUCGCUCGAAGACCACGUGGAAGAAGUUUUGCAGGCCGAAGCAGUGGCUCGAAUGGAUCGAGUUGCAGAAAUGGAGGCAGCUCGAGCGCAAAAUAUCAUUGAGCAUGCUGACGACAUUAAGGCCCGUCCUCAAAGGCAAUGGUUCGCCUCGGAGAAAGAUAAGAAGAUGACCAAGGAAGCCGCAGCAGAAAAGGCAAGACUGAUAAAAGAGAAGGUUGGAACCGGAACUCACAGAAUGUCUCGUAAGAAGCGAAGAGCACGAGAGGCGAUGGAGCACUUGAACAGUAUGAAUGACGACGAGGGCGAGGGCAAUCACGCCGAGAUUGAAAAUCAAAAGUCGGUUGCGAGGGAAGCAAAACGCAAGUUGGAGGAUAAACAAAGGGACAAGAGCAACAUGAGUGUCUAUGAUUUUGAUAAGGAAACUAAAAAGAAGAAGCGAAAGGGUGCCAAGGCGAUGGAUGCGGCUGGCGACAGUAGUCUCUUUAGUGACGAAGUGGUCGCCUAUGCUCCCAAGAAGAAGAAGACUGGGGAAGAAGAGGAGCGUGUCAAGAGCAACUACAGCUUCCGUGGAUACGAUCCAACCAAGGAUGGAAAGAAAAAGCCAAAGCGAAAGGGACACCACAAGUUCAAGUCGAAGAGCAAGCACAAGAGACGUUAA